Messenger RNA from Olea europaea var. sylvestris, 1575 nucleotides. Its product is annotated as probable indole-3-pyruvate monooxygenase YUCCA10. NCBI's taxonomy places the organism in Eukaryota, Viridiplantae, Streptophyta, Magnoliopsida, Lamiales, Oleaceae. The transcript is spliced from 4 exons. Gene Ontology annotation, molecular function: N,N-dimethylaniline monooxygenase activity; NADP binding; flavin adenine dinucleotide binding. Bases 248 to 1387 code for a protein of 379 amino acids. The record is from RefSeq and is a predicted model, not a curated record.
CAUCUUUCCUUCACAAACAAAACAUUGACAGGUAUGAGAUUGCUUGUAGUCCCAAGUUAACAAAUAAAAACUUUUGAGUCAAUGCACACAAUUCUAUAUUGAUCAAUGAUCAAAGUUAAAUAUUCAUUUGGACUACAAAGUUUUCUUAUUUAUUACAUUGAAUUUCCAUGCAUUAACACCGAUCAUCUCCCAUUCUUUAUCGCCUUUCAUAAAAAUUCCCAUUAACUGAUAAACUAAGCUUGCAGCCAUGGCAGAAGUGCAAGAAAAAGUGAUAAUAGUUGGGGCCGGUCCUUCUGGCCUUGCAACUGCUGCAUGUUUAAGCCAAUUCUCAGUCCCAUAUAUGAUUCUUGAGAGAGAAGAUUGUUUCGCUUCACUAUGGAAGAAAUAUUCAUAUGAUCGUCUUCAUCUUCACUUGGCUAAACAAUUUUGUGAACUGCCCCAUUUCAAGCUUCCCAGUUCUUGUCCAACCUAUGUUUCAAAAAAUGAUUUCAUACACUAUUUGGAUGAAUACGUUUCUCAUUUCAAGAUCAAUCCUGCAUAUGGAAAAUCAGUCAAAUCUGCUGUGUACGAUGAACCCACAAAGAAAUGGAAAAUUCAGGCCCAAAAUGUCAGUUCGAAUAAAGUCGAAGAAUUUUCAUGCAGAUUUCUUGUUGUCGCUACUGGAGAAACGUGUGAUGCAUUUGUACCUGAAUUUGAAGGUCUAAAUACAUUUGCAGGAGAGAAAAUUCAUUCGACACAGUACAAGAAUGGUGAAAAGUUUAGAGAGAAAAGUGUUUUGGUGAUUGGGAGUGGGAAUUCUGGGAUGGAAAUUGCACUUGAUCUUGCAAACUAUGGUGCCAAGACAUCCAUUGCUGUUCGAAGCCCGAUUCAUAUAUUGUCAAGGGAAAUGGCAUAUAUGGGACUAUUUUUGCUGAAUUAUGUGCCCUUCAAUUUUGUUGAUAACUUAUUGACAUUUCUCAGCAAAUUAAUCUAUGGAGACUUGACCAAACAUGGAAUCAAAAGACCACAAGAGGGCCCAUUUGCAUUGAAAGUUAAGUAUGGAAAGUACCCAGUCAUUGAUGUUGGGACCUAUCAGAAAAUCAAGAAUGGAGUCAUUCAGGUGCUGCCUGGAAUAACAAACAUAAAAGGCAAUGAUGUGGUGUUUGAAAAUGGGAAAGAACACCCUUUUGAUGCUAUAAUAUUUGCAACUGGCUUCAACAGAUCCACAAACCAAUGGCUUAAGGGCGAUGAUUAUCUUUUGAAUGAAGAUGGACUUCCAAAGCCUAGUUUCCCAAACCAUUGGAAGGGUAAAAAUGGACUUUAUUGCAGUGGACUUUCCAGGAGAGGAUUCCAUGGAGCUGCCUUGGAUGCCCAAAACAUAGCAAAUGACAUCAAAGCUCUACUUUGAAAAAUCUGAGAGCUUGGUACAUUUGUUAAGUUAUUUAAAGUGUUCAUAAUGUCUGAGUAAUUAAGAAUAACUUACUUUUACUUUUAAGUGUUUUACUUUUUUGAAUUCUUGAAGGCUGUAUAAGAGUUAGUUGUUUAAUUCCAUUAAUUUGAGUGACAUUAAUGAAAGUUGCACGUUCCUUCUUGCAA